UUCUGAGCCAGGGCGCAGAGAAGGAGAACAAGAAGAACCCAGAGGAUAUGCAGCGUAUCCAACAUCAUUUUUACGCACCGAGAGGCGAUGUGUUACUUCACUAAGCUCAGUCAUGAGCACAAGGGGCCCCGGGGCCACUUUAGUGGUGCGUCCGAGGACGCAACCCCCGGUGUCCAAAUGAGCAGGAACGGCGGUGAUGGACUCCACUCGGACGCACAGUUGUGAAACACUAUGAAGGCAAAAGGUCCAGCAUCUGAGGGUCUGUGGGCGCCACAGUGAGAGCCAUGGAUCACUUUUUCCGGAGAAAGCGGGUGGGUCUGCUGAAACCCCUGCUGAGUCUCUCUCUAGUCUUUGCGUCUUUUCUCAUGAUCCACAAACUCAAACUGGCAGAGAAGGAUGGAGUGGGACUGAAACAUGUGAGGGAUACCAGCUGGUGCGGCUCUGACUGUUUUUCUUUCAAGAAGAGAGUCGUGAAAAAUAAUUUGGGGAGCUCGGACGCUCCAGGUAUUAGCAACGAAUCGGACGCGCAGCGGGUGACUAACGGGACUCCGGCUUCCUGGGACGCGCAGGUUCUUAACUGCAGCGAGGACUCGUCGGUGAGGACGAAGGACUGGUUUCGGCGCUUGGACCCGAGGUUUCACCAGUUUGUUCUGCACAGACACUGCAGGUACUUCCCCAUGCUCAUCAACCACCCGGAGAAGUGCGCGGAUGGAGAGGUGCACCUCCUCAUGGUGGUCAAGUCCGUUAUCGAACAGCACGACCGGCGGGAGGCGGUGCGUAAAACCUGGGGCAAGGAGCACACUUUAGAUGGGAAGAAAAUCAAAACUUUAUUUCUUUUGGGAAGUCCCACGACUGGCAAAGACACAAAGAACCUCCAGAAACUGAUCGAGUACGAAGACAAGAUAUACGGGGACAUCCUCCAGUGGGACUUCAUGGACACCUUCUUUAACCUGACCCUGAAGGAGGUCAACUUCCUCAAGUGGUUCGACAUCUACUGCUCCGGGGUCCAGUUCAUAUUCAAAGGAGAUGAUGACGUGUUUGUGAACACGCACAACCUGCUACAGCUUAUCGGCUUCAAAGUGGAGGACCACAAAGAGGCCGAACUGUUCGUUGGGGACACCAUCUCCAAGGCGAUCCCGAUCCGAAACCGGCAGAGCAAAUAUUACAUCCCCAAAGAGCUGUACGAUAAGCCAUAUCCCCCUUAUGUCGGAGGUGGGGGGUUUCUGAUGUCCUCCCAGCUGGCCAGGAGGCUCUUCGUGGUCUCGGAGGACCUGGAGUUGUACCCCAUUGACGAUGUGUUUUUGGGCAUGUGCCUGCAGAAGCUUCAUUUGUCCCCAGAGUUGCACCCGGGCUUCAGGACCUUCGGCAUCACCAGGCGCAGGGUGAGCCCCAUGAACAGCGAGCCAUGUUUUUACAAAAACCUCAUCGUGGUGCACAAGUUGAGCGCGCAGGAGCUGCUCAGGAUGUGGAACGUGGUGCACAACAAGGACCUGGUCUGCGCUCAAAGGGUCUCAAUAUGACUGUCAAUGUAUAUAAAUUAAAUUAAUUCACCAAAGCUGAACUGAAUACACAGAAGGCUCCAUACAUGAUAUUUACUGAAUCUACUGAGGCAUGUAUUAUACGAUAAAAUAAUAUGUUUUGAUGAUGGAUUUGAUACUGUAUGUACAGCACAUCCAGAUUUUGCAUUUUCUGUAUGUAAAGGUCAAUAGGUUACAAACUCUUCUGAACAGGUUGAGUUACCUCCCCACUAAUCCCGCUACUUUUUAUUUUCCAUUUUGUGAAACCACUACCACACAACUCCACAGUGUGCACACCUCAAUGGAAGCUUUCUAGGAUUCUUGGUGCCAUUUCUACUCUAUCGUUUUAAUGGGAGAUCUAAUGUUGAUGUAGAGACAUGGUUGUAAUGGUUUUAGUGCGUGUUUGUGCAGGCAUAAAUAAGACUGGACUUGUUACAUCCAGGUGAUAUUAAUUUUCUGAUUUCAGGAUUUCAGUGUGACUGUACAAAGUGAACUGUAUGGACUCACAGCGCACGUCAUGGAACACACUGCUGCAUUCAUAGUCCAGUGAUUAUUUUGUAAUGUGCUGAAAUUGUUUUUAAAAAAAUCAAAUUAUUUGUUUUAAGUUAAUAUAUUGUUUAAUUCCACCUUUUUAUUUUAUUUUUCAAGUGUCAGUUCAUUUGUGUAUGAUUUUGCAAAGACAGGCCAAAAACCAAAGAAACUGAGGGGCUGUAAUACUGUAGAUUUAUGUAUGAUAAUGUAAAUAAAACUGGAGCUCUCUGUUAACUUUGUAAAUACAGAAUAAA
Molecule: messenger RNA, 2302 nt
Organism: Centropristis striata (black sea bass)
Lineage: Eukaryota; Metazoa; Chordata; Actinopteri; Perciformes; Serranidae
Gene: b3gnt7l
Product: UDP-GlcNAc:betaGal beta-1,3-N-acetylglucosaminyltransferase 7, like
Exons: 1
Coding region: 285-1520 (411 amino acids)
Cellular component (GO): membrane
Molecular function (GO): hexosyltransferase activity
Source: RefSeq, a predicted model, not a curated record